UGUCAAGCGUUCGGUUGGUUAACAUUGGGGUCAUAUCAUGAAUAAAGUUACAAUCGAGAAGCGAUUCUUACAGAUAACGAAAAUAUUCGCGAUACUGGGUGGCAUUUGGCCAGGUCAAAAUAAAAUUAAGUUCAUUUUGUGGGCUAUGGUGCAUAUUACUAUGGUAUCAUCUGUCAUCGUACAGGUAGCAAGAAUUAUACAUAUAGGCACUUUGGAAGUCAUACUGGAGCAGUCCUCCUUUAUAGGUGCGAUAAUACUCAUGAUCAUAAAACAUGGUAACUAUAUCCUGAACGCAAAGAAGCUUAAAUCCCUUUUGAAUGACAUGUCCGAGGAUUGGGCAACCGAUCGAUUGAAAGAAGAGUUUGCCAUUAUGACGACAUACGCAUAUAGGGGAACCACUCUUGCGAUGUUCUACUUUGGUAAAUCAAUAUCUAGAAAAUCAGGUUGCAACUCUGGUUGAUAAUUUCAAUAGUAUACAAUAUAGACUGAUCUAAUCUUAACACUUACGUAGAUAAUCAAAAUACAACAAUUAAUUCUAAAUUACUCAAUAAAUGCAUAACUAAAUUUGAAACGUCAAUAUGGAAAACUGUUGCAUUCGUGACGUAAAAGUACACAAUGAUUGGAAAUCUGGUGUGAUUUUGUGAUAUCUUUACUAGAAAAUAAAAUAAUUAAAAAUGGGGACCGAUUGUCCACACUAGGGUUCAUUAUCUUACAUUUUUAAAUAUAAUUAAUAGACUGAAAAUGUUUGUGCAUUUAUGGGAAACUUAGAGGUAUGAAAAUGGAUGGAAUAGACAUAAUAUGCAAAAAAAUAAUAAAUGUCCAAGAUAUAUAGCACUCGUUAUACAAUGUAGCGAGUGAAAAAAAUCUUUGCUUAUUCUCCAACUUUUUAUAUUUGUUUGCAACAAUGUGUAUUUCCAUAAACAUACGUAAUAUUACAAUUAAGAUAGGAAUUAUUUACUUUCAGUAAACGCGUGCAUCUGCACAGUC
Messenger RNA from Bombus pascuorum, 987 nucleotides. RefSeq lists its product as uncharacterized. The record is from RefSeq and is a predicted model, not a curated record. The transcript has 3 exons. NCBI's taxonomy places the organism in Eukaryota, Metazoa, Arthropoda, Insecta, Hymenoptera, Apidae. The coding region runs from base 38 to 460 and encodes 140 amino acids.